ACUCAUCAAAUCAAGUUGCAUUAAACUAAACUUUUCCAAAUGCUUAAGACAGAACCAUGUGCAACUCUGUUCUACUAUGUCCCACGUUUCAAAGACCACAAGUUUUAAAGAUUUUUCAAGAGAGGCUGCAACUCAUUCACUGAUAUAUAUACACAUUACCCAUUCUAUAAUUCAUCAACCAACAACAAGCAACACAAAAACUUGAAAUAUUUUCAUACAUCUCUUCAAAAGCUUUUAAAAAUAUUUCAGACAAAAAAACUAUAGAAAUGGCUUUGGUGAGAAGUCUCUUCAGUGCAAAAAAGAUUUUUAGCAGAGCAACCUCGGCAGCGCCAAAAGGGUUUCUUGCGGUGUACGUAGGAGAAAGCCAGAAGAAGAGAUAUGUGGUGCCAAUCUCAUACCUGAGCCAGCCUUCGUUUCAAGCCCUACUAAGUAAAUCUGAAGAAGAGUUUGGGUUCAAUCAUCCAAUGGGCGGUUUAACGAUACCUUGUCCUGAAGAUACUUUCAUCAAUGUGACUUCUCAGCUUCAAUGAUGAUUGUCUACCAUUUUUGUUCUUUGAAUUAGAAGUAGGCUUAUUCAUUGUAUAUAUAUGAAUCUUUUCCGAUAAUGUUGAGUUCCUUUGUCAUUUAAUCGAUACGAUCAUGGCAAUACAUGUUGUAUCAAUCUUUGAAAACGUAAUACCACAGCACUGAACCGUAACUAUA
Brassica rapa (field mustard) is the source of this 702-nucleotide messenger RNA. RefSeq names its product auxin-responsive protein SAUR21. Gene Ontology annotation, biological process: response to auxin. NCBI's taxonomy places the organism in Eukaryota, Viridiplantae, Streptophyta, Magnoliopsida, Brassicales, Brassicaceae. The record is from RefSeq and is a predicted model, not a curated record.